This is a messenger RNA of Corvus hawaiiensis (hawaiian crow), 3176 nucleotides long. RefSeq names its product olfactory marker protein (gene OMP). Gene Ontology annotation, biological process: sensory perception of smell; signal transduction. The transcript has a single exon. The coding region runs from base 1689 to 2168 and encodes 159 amino acids. Gene Ontology annotation, cellular component: cytosol; nucleus; axon. NCBI's taxonomy places the organism in Eukaryota, Metazoa, Chordata, Aves, Passeriformes, Corvidae. The record is from RefSeq and is a predicted model, not a curated record.
CACAAAUUCUCUGAGCAACCUGUGCCAGUGCCUCACCACCCUCACAGUAAAGAAUUUCUUAUUUGCUGAAGAUCUCAGAGACAGAAAUAAUGGGCCACUUGGUCCUCAGUGUGGUUACACAUGCAAUUGUGAUAACAUUGCUGGACUCCAAAAUGUCUCUGUUUGGGGUCUGGCAAGAGCUGAAAGAUGCUGAUGCAGGCUUUAGUAUCUCUGAAAUAUCAGUCCAGGAAUCUUGUCCCAGGUUUUCCCCUGCUACUAGAAAAUGUUUUCCUGGUGUACACCAGGAUGUUACAUAGGCUCUGUAUGUCCCUUGCUCCAUUUCACACAGUGAAACUGUCUCUCUCAAGUGUGGGGAGGGGGAAUACCUUCAAGAAAAUAAGGCAGGCCAGCACAUCCCUGUGUAUCCCAGGAGGUUAUUUUAUUCAAACAUUUUCUUCCACCUUGCUUUCUCCAUGUCCCUCCCUACUUCCCAUUAUGCCUGUGAGUCACUGAGUGGGAGUGGGGUACUGGAAUUUAGUUGAGAGCUGUUUUCUAAACUCCUGAGCCUUGGCUGACCCUACAUGGCUCUAGGUGUGAUCUGGCUCUGUAACACCCUUUCUAUGACCCUUCAGAUGUGUCUAGCUUUUAUUAAAAGAAAUUGAGACAUUAAAAUGGGGGGCAAAACCAUGCCAGGAUGCUGGUGCUGACUUGCUGCUGCAGGAGCAGUGUGGUGUCUGACUCCUGCCAGCUAUGCUACCCAGAAAAGGACAUGAUGGUCACAGUGGUUUGCUAUUCAUUGACUUAUAGUCAAUCCAUCCCUUGGGACCCUCAUGUGCUUUCCUGGAUGGCACAGCCUGAUGGAGGCCACCAAAAUGGUCUGGAGGAAAGUGGGUUUGUGCAUCCAGGAGGAGAGAAGGUGAAAGGGGAGCUUAUUGCUCCGUGCAGCUACUUAACCAUAGAAUCAUAGAAUGGUUUGGGUUGAAAGGGGCCUUCAAAGGUCAUCUAGUUCCAACACUCCUGCCAAGGGCAGACACACCUUCCAGUGGACCUUGUUGCUCAGAGCCCCAUCCAGCCUGGAUAGGGGAGUGUGGACAAGAUGGAGCCAGGGUCUUGCAGGGAUGCAGUCAGAGGACAAAGGACAGCAGCACGAGCUGCAGCUUAUCUUCAGCAUGAGCACAGUCAGACACUGGAACAGGGCCCAGAGAGGCUGUGGAACCUCUGUCCAUGGAGAUACUCAGAGAUGGACUUGCUGAAGCUCCAAGAAACAUGAUUUAACCCUGAAAUAAGUCCUGCUCUGAGCAGUAGGUUGGAUCAGACUUCUCCAGAGUCUCAUUCCAGUCUGAAUUAUCCCAUGAACGUACACUUGGAGAAAGCCAUUGCCCCUCAUCCCUGCCAAGGUGGCAUCCCUGGCUUUGUUUUGGGAUAAUGAGCCAUGGUUGUCAGGGAGGUUGUCAGGGAGGCUGACAUCAGACAUCCCUUCCCUAUAGAUUAUUGUGCACAGCAGCACCAACAGUUCUGAAUCUGCAAACGAGUUGGGAGGGCACUCAGGGGAAGUCCCAGAGGUGUUUUGCGUCACUGGCCUAGGUUGCCUAGCACUGCUGGGACUGUGAAGGGACACCAGCUCCAGGGGCCUGUCUGAUCUUUCCCCCUGCGUGUGCUGUUUGAGAGCCACACACUGCUGAGGAGGGAGCAGAGGAGCAGCCAAGGUGAUGGCAGCUGAGGCAGGGAUGCUUGAGCUGCCCUUCACCCGCGACGAGCAGCUCACCCGGCGCAUGCGGCUGCGAUUCCAGAGCCUGCAGCAAAAAAACGCGAGGCCCCAGGAUGGUGAGAAGCUGCUGCGUCCCAAUGAGCACAUCUACCGAGUGGAUUUCAUCCAGCAGCACAGACUGCGCUUCCUCCGCUGGGACAUGCAGCUGGAGAGACCUGGGAAGGUCACGGUCACUGGCACCUCCCAGCACUGGACUCCUGAUCUCACCCACCUCAUGAACCGGCAGCUGCUGGAGCCGGUGGGCAUCUUCUGGAAGAAGCUAGGGGCCAAGGAGGUGGAGUGCAAUGAGGCAGAUGCCCAGGAAUUUGGGGAGCGGAUAGCGGAAUUAGCCCAGAUCCGCAAGGUGAUGUAUUUCCUCCUCACUUUCACUGGCGGCCUUGAACCAGCACAGCUGAAAGGCUCCGUUGUUUUUAAAGCCUGAUCCCCUCUUGCUCAGCUUUUCUAUGCUUCUUUCAGUUCAGUUCUUUGUUCAGUUUCUACAUCUGUCUUUUUCUUUUCUUUAUGAGAGACAGCACUGGUAAAGCAGAGAACAGCUCAGUGCUUCUGGUGCCCCUCAGCCCUGUGAAAUAUUCCCCAAACGUUCUGUCCUCUUUCUGAAUGAUGGGGAGAAGGGAACCAUGAGCUUGCUGCUGCUUUUGCCUGGAGUAUAAGACUGUGUGCUUGUGAAUUCAUCAGGGAUUCACGCAGGGUCUUGCUGGCUUGGAAAGAUGAGGUUGCCCUAAGUCCUCUCACUGUAGCAACUGCACAGCAAAAACCUGCUGGAAAAAUAAGUAAUUGCCGUACUGGAAAACAGCAGGGACCCCUGGAGAGAGCCCUGCUUUUCAGUUUCCAUUCUAGCCAUUAAAAAGGGAGGACUUGUUUGUGAUGGAGUUCCUCUCCUUGCAAGGUGCUGACUGCUUGCAGGCUUUGGUGACUAGUGCUGCUGCUGUGGCUGCUUGAAGUCUCUGAAGACCAGUCCCAUGGAGAAUCCACCUUGCUCUGAAGCUGAAGUACAUUUGGACUCACUGUAUUCUGCAGAUUGCAAACCCACUGAACUAAUGGGGAGGUUGGACCAGCCUUUUCUGACCACUGCCUCCAUUUCUUGCUCAGGGGAGGGUGGAGUGUGUUGGUCCAAGAAGGGUUGGAGCAGAUGUGUGUGUGUGCAGAGUUAAUUUGUGCUUUGUUCUGUCCUUAAAGCACCCGUGAAAAUAUUUGCUCUGCAGUAUCUACAGAGAGCCAUGAGGAUGCAGAGCACUUUGCAAACCGCAGAGCAGGAACCUGCUUCUGCUUCUGUCCCUGAAAAGCAGUGUCUCCUGCCCUCUACAACAUGGGGAAGGGUGUCUGGGUGACCAUGGAAGCGGAGGGGAGUGGUACAUUUAUAAAUAUUGGAAUGGGAGAGUGUUUUGUGCCCAGCUUGCCCCAUGACUGCGAAUAAACUACUAACUUUGGA